Messenger RNA from Solanum pennellii, 658 nucleotides. RefSeq lists its product as uncharacterized. The record is from RefSeq and is a predicted model, not a curated record. The transcript is spliced from 3 exons. NCBI's taxonomy places the organism in Eukaryota, Viridiplantae, Streptophyta, Magnoliopsida, Solanales, Solanaceae. Bases 144 to 374 code for a protein of 76 amino acids.
AGACUUACUAGAGUCCAGUCGAACGGCGUCGUAUUUAACACUAUCCACUUCAAAUUUCUAGAACAUUUGAGCAAAUAACACUCAUUAUCAAUUCUCCCACCCCAAGCUCAUCCUGGUAAUCUUUUAGCUGUUGGAGUUCAAGAAUGGCAACAAAGUACAUUGUUGGUUCAGUGUUGGCAUCAUUUGCAGUUGCAUAUGUUUGUGAUGUUGUUAUUGCAGACAAGAAGGUGUUUGGAGGUACUACUCCACAUACUGUUGCAAACAACGAAUGGUGGAAGGAGACUGACAAAAAAUUCCAGGCAUGGCCUCGCACUGCUGGUCCCCCAGUGGUCAUGAACCCUAUCAGCCGCCAAAACUACAUUGUCAAGUCUUGAUUAAGAUGUUUGGUCUCUGUUUCCUUUCGAGUAGUUGUGUGGUAGUUCGAUUGUAAUAAACGUUUGUUUCUGCUUGUGCAGCUACGGGUGUUAUGUCUUCUAUCAGUGAAUCGACUGUUAAUCUUGAAAGGAUACAUGAUCAAAUGGAUAAAAGUAGCUACUUGUGUCUUUUAACUUGUUAUGUUGAUUCUCAGCCCUCUUUGCAGCUUUAUUUCUGGCUAAAAUGAUAAAUUUAUGUAAGAUGGGAAUACCCGUGUGUUUUAGAUCUUAUGUUACAUUGUAUA